CGACGCUAGUGUGCGCUUCGCCGUCGUGACGCUGCUCUGACGAAAGCUUCGAUUUCGCGCCGUUCGGCGAGCUUUUGCGAAAACAUCGCGAGUUUUCGCCGCGUUUUGCGACACAACGUGUCCGAUUUUUUCGCGUUCAUUAAAUUUGACGUGAAAAGUCGGAGCGCCGGAUUUUCGAGCGUUUGGCUGUAUUUGGGGAUUUUUGUUGUGUUAUUAAAAGUAGCUUUUUGGUGCGAUGACAGAAACUUACCCGUGACAAAUUACUCGGAGCGAAAACGCGAUAGUGUUGUAGAAUAAUUGCCGGAUGAUAUUUUUGUGAUUUUUUUUUUGGUGUUUUGGAUUAUAGUGCACUAAAUUAACAGACUUGGAGUUUGAGAUCUUGGCAUGGGGGUCAAUAGGAUGUUGCUUAUUCUUGGAUUAUUCACAAUACAAGGUGUUAUUACCUUAGAAUUUCUGGAGCUGCGUAUUCCGAGCCACGCUAUCCGGAAUCAGAACGUUAAGUUAGAGUGCCAUUUCGAUUUGGAUGGCGAGAUUUUGUAUUCGGUGAAGUGGUACAAAGACGGCAAUGAAUUCUUCAGAUACGUGCCCAGAGAUAUGCCACCCACUCAGUCAUUUCCGCUUCCUGGAGUCACUGUUGAUCUACAUAAUUCCACGCAGAACGCCGUUAUCCUGUGUUCGGUUCAACUUUCAUCCAGCGGCAUAUAUCGAUGCGAGGUCUCGGGAGAGGCGCCUUCGUUUCAAACAGUCACAGAACACUCUUACAUGACAGUCGUCGCUCUACCGGAGGAGGGCCCCAAAAUCAGCGGGGGCAAGCCGAGAUAUCAAAUUGGUGAUACCGUUAACGUAAAUUGCACUUCCGGUAGAUCAAAGCCGGUUGCUCAACUUAAUUGGAUGAUUAACGGGGAACCUGCCGAGCCGAAAUAUCUGCGAGGUCCCGAGAUUAUGGUCACGGGAAGAGAAGGAUUGGAAACAUCAAUUUUGGGUCUGGAGUUUGUGGCACGACCGAAGCAUUUCAAAAGGGGCAACAUGAAGCUAAAGUGUUUGGCUACGAUUGCGACGGUAUAUUUAGUGAGCAACGAAGAAAGCAUAGAAGGAGAAAGACCGCAAAAGGGGAUGGUUCUCGAAAGCAGAGGGACCGUGGCUCCUUCCAGCUCGAGGGCGGAUCGAGUACAUUCAGGUGUUUCAAAAGCUUCUACGAUCUCACUGACGGCGUUGCUAACGUUCUCAUGGGUGUUCCUUAGUAGGAUUUUUUAAAGGACCUCAGCCCUGUUGCAACAUGUUCACAUGGGAUAUAUGUUAAGUGUGAUGAUAAUUAGUAUAGAACGAGUCGUUAACAACCAACCAUGAAUCCAUAAGGCAUAUUCAGUUCACCUACAUUUCAUAUCGGGUGAGAAUUUUUUCGCUAUAUAGCGGCGUACGUAACUGAUGAUUGGCGCAAUUGAAUAGUAUCGAAGAAUUUUGGGAGCCCACACAAAUAAUAUUCAGGCAGAAAUGCUCUGAGGGACAUAUUUUUGUUUUUUUUUCGAAUGGUUUUGAUAAUUUGGUUAGUCCUUGGUGUCAUUUCAAAAUAUUGAUAAUUUUUAAGUGACUUCUGUAUUCUUGAAUCGUUUUAAAAAGAAUUUUUUCUGUUUUAUUUAAUAAGCAUAAUUUUUUGUUUUUAAGGCACUUUUUUUACAAUACAAAAUAAUUCAAUAAAAACAAAAAUCCAUAACUAUGACAAAAAAUUUUUUUUGGAACAUUUCAGUAAAAAUUGGGUGAGGAAAUACUUGAAAUUUUUUGCAAAAGAAUUAAAUUUUUAGGUGCAAGUGGGUGGUAGAGUACGGCUUUUAAAAUAAUAUUGAAGUUAUGAAAGUGUUGUUUGAGGCUUAAUAUAAUAAAAGGGACUCCAGAACGGUUGAAAAUAUAUUUUAAAGGAGCGCUUCUAGAUUAAGAGGGUCACACCGUAAACACAAUCCAAUUUAUGCCAAGGUGAAAUUAAAACCGUUGAGGUCAAGCUAAUGAAAAUCGGAUUUCUGUGUAACGAAGGUUUCAAUGUGUCAUGCAUCUUUCACGAACAAAUUUAGCCUACAUUAAGCCGAUUUAAACAUUACUAAUUUAUUAGACAUCCAUUCGCCGUGGAAUUUGAAAUUGCCACAAUAUUAGGCAUCCUCUGGAUACUGGAGACGUAUAAAACGCGCAACGUGUUUAAAUAUUUAUGAAAACCACCUUCCUCAUUUACGCACGUCGCUAAACUUUUUAAUUGUCGCUGUGGUGUCUGUAAUUCUCCAAUCCAUGGCAAGACGAACGCAUGAGCUGAAGACCGAAAUCCGCUUGUAGCAAAAUAAUAAUUCCUUCCGAUAUUUUUCCAGUAAAUGCACGUCUUCGGCUUGCUGCGUCCUUAGGAAUAGGCCUAUAUAUAUAUAUUAUUUUUUGUAUUCUGUGUAAAUAAAAGGCUUCUUCUACUAUAAGAUACAAUCAUUCUUUUAGAUUUAAUAGAUGGGUAUAAUUUGUCGUGUUGCAUUUUGCUUUUUCAUCGAUGUCCUUUAUAACGGUGAAUAUGUCAAUUCCAAUAAGUAAUCAGAGUAAUGGAGAAAAUAACUAAUUUUGCAGUAAUUCGUUACGCGUUGUAUUGUUUUUGUUAAUUUUUCAUAUCAAUAACAUAACUAUAUCACCACAUCAUAUCAAUAAUUUUUCAUUUUCCCAUUUUUACAAUUACAGUGGGGUGAAAAAUCGCUAAUUUCCGGCCUAGAAAUGGAAUUACGGCCUAUUUUUAGUUCGUUAACAAUCUAUCAGCGCCUUGAACCUAGUCUGAAUCAAAUAUUACUGUCACCAAGUAUUUCAUGCCGCUAACUAGAUUUAUUUAAUUUAAUUAAAUGUGUUGUUAAGAAAAAUAUUAGCCAACCAAUAGGAAUACAGGCAGUGAAACACACUCAGCGAGUCUUAUAGAUUAACCAAUGAUUUUGCGAAAUAAAUUAUUUAAUUCAUGUUCGCUGAACGAGAAUAUGGGUAACAAAUUUAAAACAUUUUUGCUAAUAUUAUAUAACUUGGCAUGAAUAAUUAAUUUUACACGGUGUCCCAAGAUAAGUCCUAAAUAUUUUGGGGUUAGAGGUCAA
This is a messenger RNA of Cylas formicarius (sweet potato weevil), 3092 nucleotides long. RefSeq lists its product as uncharacterized. Lineage: Eukaryota; Metazoa; Arthropoda; Insecta; Coleoptera; Brentidae. The coding region runs from base 385 to 1254 and encodes 289 amino acids. The record is from RefSeq and is a predicted model, not a curated record. The transcript has 7 exons.